Messenger RNA from Lecanosticta acicola, 2685 nucleotides. The record is from the annotation of a GenBank genome assembly. NCBI's taxonomy places the organism in Eukaryota, Fungi, Ascomycota, Dothideomycetes, Mycosphaerellales, Mycosphaerellaceae.
AUGUCGAUUACUAGCACCACAUUAUUGGAACGCGACCCAACGGAAGAAAACAUUCCUGCAUCGCGGACACUCGAGAACCCUCGCAAGAGGAAACGGGACGAAGAGAUAAUAUGCAGUAUUGAUAAACGACCUCUAAUUCUACGGGUACGUUCAUGCGAUCAAGCGGUGCGGAGAGAGACUGACGACGCACAGCCCGAUUCUUCCGACCCUUUUGCCAAACCAAGAACUCUUACGCCGCUUUGCUUGCUGUCACGCUCUCAAUUGCCUUUGUCAUACCUGGAUCCUGGCCAGGACGGAAGCCGACUACUCUCUUCUCACGUACAAAUUCUUGAGGCUUGCGACGAAUACCAGUCGGACGCCAAUGUGUUGAUUGUGAAAGACGUGAAAGAGCAGAGGCUAUACGCUAUUGAGAGAGUGCAAAGGUUGCAAUACGCAUUAUGCAGGCUCGAUACAUGGGUCAAGACGGAAGAAGUCUUGCUAAGGUCGGAGCUAUCUCUUCAAGCGGAUUCAGCACCAAGUAAGCGACAAGCUGUGCAGUCGGACCAGGAGGGAAAACCAUGGUGGGCAAAAGCAGCCGUGGAUCCUGAGUAUGGAUUUCCACCGUCGCUGAAACCUAGCUCUCUGAGGCUAUCUAUGCGCCCAUGCACAGUUACGACGGCAACUCAAGCCAAGAGGCAGCUUCCAACACAGAUCGAAGAUUCUGGGCCACCCGUGGAUGAAACAACGGUCGACGAACGUGUGACCCUCAAGCCAACUCCGGAUACUCUGGAAGACUUGGCCAAACAGUACUUGGACGCUCUUUACCUCUCGAGGACAUCCGUGGCGUAUUUUGUAAAAGGACCGCUUGCUCGUGUGAGGGCCGCGUUCGCUGCGCAACCAGCCGAGCUCGUAGCCUUCCUUCGUGGAGCGGUCUUGUCGGCCACGACGACGGACAAAAAGUAUCGAGCAAGUAUUGCCGAUCUCGUCAACGACCUACCUGUUCUGGACACACCUGAAACGAAACCUAAGAAGCAAAAGAAACGCAAGUGGAAACCAGCCCGAGACAAAUCAGGCUUCUUUGUCAGCGAGAAGGACUACGUCGAGCAAUGGUGGCGGAAAGGCGACGAUACCCAGACUAUCUCCCAUCUGAGUGAGACGAUGGAUGCAGUCGUUCGUCGUAGAUCUCAGAGGCUACGCAGUAGAGAGACAUUCCUGCAGGUCAUUCUUAUUCUGGAGGUCUUGGCGUUAGAGGCUUCGGGCUCCCCAACACCAGUUCCGCAAGCCACGGAAUCUCAAGCACCGGAAGAUCCAGGUGUGACUGCCGAAAAGAAGCCGCGCAAGAAGAAAGAGGUCGAUAUGACUGCCGUACUAGAGACCCUGCUAGAUCGACUGUGCAUUUGGUACUCUAUUGAUGGUGGCAGCCCUGCCAAGACUGGCAGCGACAGGAACGAGAAUGGUGAAGAUGGCGCAAGUGAUGACUUGAAGAGCUUUGCGUCCGAAGUUGUCAUUCCAUUCUGGGCUUCUCGCAUACCGGAAGUCGCUAAUUCGACCAGCAAGAAGCUCGGAGGACCUAGUGCGCCGGCGCCUAAGAGGAGGUCCAUGGCUACCUCGAGAAAGCCUGGCGAGCCGGCAGUGCGGCAGGCGCCUGAGAAGAAGCCAAGAAGACCCCUGGAAAGGGUCUCGACCGAUACCCUCAAUUACACGGGCAAACGUCCGCCGUUGCUGUCUCGCUCUGCCACCGAUACAGACGCGUUAGCGCCACUCAUCAAGCGCGAAGCGAGCGAGACGCCGUCCAUCGACAGUAUACCCGUAGCGGCGAGUAGAGCGGCGCAGAGGAGGACACAGCAAGUAGACCCAGCAAGACCGAGGCCGCGCGGUAGUCUGCUGCACCAAAUUUCGUUUGGCAGACGAGAAGUCGACUUGUCUGCAAUGUCACAAGCUAGCGAAGCGAAGCUGCGGAAGAAGGCCGAAGUCGAGCAGAAAGUUCGUGACGCUAUUACAACACUCAGGAAACCUAACAGGGACCGUGCAGUGGAGGACAUCGCUAAGAACGCAGACGAAAGCUUUGCGAAAGCCAUCUCAAAGAGCAGGGCCAAUUCCGGCCAGACAAAGAAGCCAAUGGAGAAGAGCAACAUUGCGAUAAACACAACUCCCAAGGCGAUCAAGGCUACUCCUGUUCCUCGUCGAAGGACGCAGCAAGAGUCUGGGCAUAGUCGUGAUUCAGCGGACACCUCAGUCGUGCCAGCGUCUUCAGUGAAGUUAUUCGCCCAGCCCGGCGACCUGCCAAGCAGCUCGUUUGCCAUUCCACAAACUGGACAUCGACCCAGACAUACUCAUGGUAUCGAAGAAACGCCUUCGCGCGGGUUCGCAAAGUUCAUGCCAUCUGCACUCGCACGCCCACCAGGGACUCUCGGCACGUUGCUGGAGUCACCAACCGCGACCCGAACCACUGCUGCCAACGGCGACGUACCUGCAAAGCUGCCAAAGAUGCCUUCCCUGACAGGAACUCCAGCCGAGAAGUCCAAGUCCAAAGGGCGUACUUGGAGUUCUGUGAGAAAGAUGCCGACGAUACAAGCAUCACCUGAACGGCCUACUAAUACUACACAUGAUGAUUCUGGAAUUGUACUCGACGAUGACCAGCCAGACGAGCAGUCGAUUUAUGAUGCUCUGGGCUGGAAUGAUGAUUGUUAUGAACAACUUGCAUGA